Messenger RNA from Cladocopium goreaui, 845 nucleotides. The record is from the annotation of a GenBank genome assembly. NCBI's taxonomy places the organism in Eukaryota, Dinophyceae, Suessiales, Symbiodiniaceae.
GGCUGGGAUCUCCGUGUUGAUCUGGGACCGCCGCGGAUCGGGCGGCUCCUCUGUGUGGGCGCCUUUGACUGAGCCUUCCAUGCCCGAGGAGGAUCCAUGGCAAUACAACCUGUUGAGACUGGAAGUGCAAGACCUGAAGCUGCCUGGCAACAAUUGGGUGGUGCCACCGUUUUUUUUGUUACUCUUGGAUUGGGCAGAGUUUGGAGAGCCGAUAUCGUUGGGCCUGAGUUCUGGUGCUCGCCUCUCUGCUAUGUUUGCCUCACGCUACCCCAAGCGUGUCUCCAAGUUAGCAGUGCUGCCCACGGGAGAUGCUGCGGGGGCUUCAGGGCUAUUGGCGCAGGCCUAUUAUGGCGACUGUUGGGAGCUGGCGCAGAAGGGUGGAAUGGAAGCCAUUGUCAACACACCAGGCAGCCAGUUCCAAGCACAAGCUGCUGGCUGUGAAGAGAAGCGUGCCGCAUUGCUAUCUGUGGAUUCCAAGUACUUCAUGAACGCCAUGAUGAAUUCGCAAGUCUUCCUGGAAGGCUUCACUGGAGAAGCAUUCCUGGGCCUCUUCCCCGAAGCACUGCGCCAGCUGGAGGUGGUGGAUUCGAGCCUCCUUCAGGGGAAGCAUCAUGUGCCCGCCCUGAUUUUCCACCACGGCUUGGUAGAUGAUCGGCUCCACGCCUUGGAGGAUGCGCAGAGCGUGGCGCAGGACAUCCCUGAGGGGCAGCUGCUGGUGGAAGCGGUGGCCCGGUGGCAGCUUGGAACGGGCAUCGCAGACUCAACCAGCAAAAAUGGGUUCCUGGACUUUGAAGAUUUUCAAGAGGCGCAGUUUGAAGAAACGAUGGAAGAUGUGGGAACAGAAA